UAAUAUUAAAUUAAAUUGAGAUUUGGGUACUAUUAUUACUGUUAUCAUUAUUAAAUUAAAUUAUGCCGAAAGUUCGUAGAAGCCGGAAACCGCCUCCGGAUGGAUGGGAACUUAUAGAACCUACGCUAGAAGAAUUGGAGCAAAAAAUGAGAGAAGCUGAAACUGAAUCUCAUGAAGGCAAACGUAAAGUAGAAGCAUUGUGGCCAAUUUUCAAAAUUCAUAACCAAAAAUCAAGAUAUAUUUAUGAUUUGUUUCAUAGACGUAAAGCUAUUUCUAGAGAUAUGCUCCAAGAAAAAAGUCACAAAUGCACAAAUAGUCAAUUCUGGUGGGCACGCAUGUCACUUCCACGUUACCCUUCAAACAAAACGGCCAUUCUUGAAAAAAUAUUUCACAGAAAAACCCCGAGGCUCUUCUUUCCAAACCAUGACGGCAACUGAUGAAUUGUAUGAUUUCUGCCUGCAAGAAAAAAUUGCCGAUCAAAAUUUAAUAGCUAAAUGGAAAAAACAAGGUUAUGAAAACCUAUGUUGCCUUCGUUGUAUUCAAACUAGGGAUACAAAUUUUGGAACUAGUUGUAUAUGCAGAGUCCCAAAAUCUAAACUAGAAGAAGGUCGAAUCGUGGAAUGUGUGCAUUGUGGAUGUAGAGGUUGUUCCGGCUAAAUAAACAUUAAAUACUAGUUAAAUGAAUACUGAAUUAUUUUUAUUUUUAUAUGUGUAAUGAAUUUAUUUCUAUAUUAAUAUGUGUGCAGUAUAAGGUAUAAGCAUACUAACUGAAAACUCAACAAGUUAGACAUUUUUAAUUCCGUAGUGAUUAUGUAAAGUAUGAAUUCCAUUUAUUUUUAAGAUAAACAUUUUUAAUAACAAAUA
Acyrthosiphon pisum (pea aphid) is the source of this 864-nucleotide messenger RNA. RefSeq names its product protein BUD31 homolog. The record is from RefSeq and is a predicted model, not a curated record. The transcript has 5 exons. The coding region runs from base 244 to 657 and encodes 137 amino acids. Gene Ontology annotation, biological process: mRNA splicing, via spliceosome. Gene Ontology annotation, cellular component: nucleus; spliceosomal complex. NCBI's taxonomy places the organism in Eukaryota, Metazoa, Arthropoda, Insecta, Hemiptera, Aphididae.